AUGUUGGCUGGUCAAGAAACAUUCCCAUCUCUAAUUGGAGAUCGCUUUAGUCUUAGAAAUGUUCUAAGUUGGAAACCGUUGUGGAGUGGCGAAGACGGUGAAACCAAGAAAAGACAUGAAAAGAUUUUGAUUUCAAAAGAUACAGGUAUAAUAUGUCUUGGUGAUUCCAAUAGAAACGAUUAUUCUGUUCAUCAUGCUGGUGGUACAAUUAUAAAUAUUAAAAUAUUAAAAAAACUACUAUUAUUACGUAUAUUAAUUUUAAAAGUUUACGAAGCCGAUUUUCGUAUUAUAAACAAAGAAAUGAUAGUUUUAAAUAGAUUAAUAUCUAUACUAUUUUGUAUUUUUAUAUUUAACAAUGUAUGUUUAGCAUUAUCAUGUAAGAACAUAAAGGGACAAGAUGUGGCUUGGUGGAUUCAUCUUGCAGAUAGCAAUGGAGGAUCUUUAGAUUAUCAAUAUGGAAGAGGACUUUAUAUGGAUAGUAAACUAGAUCUUCGACCAUCUACCUCAUAUACUUUUUUUACCGAUUUAAUGAAACUUCAUACCAAACAAGGUGAAGGUCCAGUAAUUUCUCCGCAAGUAUGCUCAAGUAAAAAAUACUUGGGAAUGGAGUGGUAUCAUGAUCAAGCUCCGGAAAAAACAAAAAUUGAUGCUGGUGAUUUCUAUCAUGGUCAUGUAAAGGCGUUGUAUGUCUAUGAUUAUACAGAUCCAGAUGAGAAUAAAUAUACUGGUUUUUAUAUUUCACAUUCAAUGAGAAUGCCUCAUUUCACUUUGGACGACGGUCUAUUCAAUCCAAAUGACAAAGGAGAGUUGAAAGCAACUCAGCCAUCGCAGCAUGCUUUUUGUAACUCAUUGGUUGGCAAGAAGAAUCUUGACAAAUUCUUUGAUAUUCUACAAAAUACCAAAGCAGUAUUGGUGAGAGCAAAAGACGAUUGCAGAUAUUUUACCACGACUACUUCAAUGGCCACUUCUCCUAAUCUUCAAAAAUGUGAUGUAGAAUGGACAAAGCAUGUUCAACAAAAGAAAUUCAAUGAAGGUGUUAAUGUAGACGGCGAGACAAUUCUAAGGAGAGCUUUUAAUGACUAUAAAACUUAUGAAGUUACAAAGAAAUAUUGUAUGGAAAAUGGAGGUCCUUUCAAACUUGGAGCAUUUACUACUUAUUCUUUCUAUGCUAGAAAGAAAAAUGGUUGUAAUUCGCAUGGUAAAACCACCGAUUUUUAUAAACCAACAGAUCAGCUUGAAAAUGACAAUUUAAACUACCAACUCUACAGUAAAUGUUUUGCGGAAAGAUAUAACGAUAAACUAAGGGACAAAUCACAAUUGCCAGAUAUCGAUUUCGAAAUGGAUAAGAUAUUUGAAAAUGUAGAUCCAACCAAGAUUAGCAAGAUGUCAACCACACAUUGCAAAGCAGUGACUCGUUAUGAUACAAGUAACUUUGUCUGCAAGAAAGAGAAAACAGUUUGCAGUUUUACUGAUUUUGGAGUGGAUCCCUAUCUAUUGGUUGCUCGUAGUUAUAUAAAUGAAGGAGGUGACUUUUUCGUUAGUACUGAUCAAGAAACAUUUCCAUCUCUAAUUGGAGAUCGCUUUAGUCUUAGAAAUGUUCUAAGUUGGAAACCGUUGUGGAGUGGCGAAGACGGUGAAACCAAGAAAAGACAUGAAAAGAUUAUGAUUUCCAAAGAAGCAGGUAUAAUAUGUCUUGGUGAUUCCAAUAGAAACGAUUAUUCUGUUCAUCAUGCUGGUACAAUUUAUUGUUUAAAGAAUAAUGCAUUGGUAGAUAAAGUUCAUGCUUCAAUUGGAAACUAUAAUGAAUAUAGACAAUUUUACUUUGGUUCACGUGGUAGGCUUGCUUUGAAACCACAAUUGGUAUUCGAGAAUAUUCAACCUGCCUGCUAUUUAUACGCAAUGAGCUUAUACCAUCCAAUAGAUACAGAUGUUGCAGAGGAUAUGAAAUUCUACAAACAGAGUGCUGCAGGACCCAAGUUACAGAGAAGGUACCGUCCAGGAACAUUAUCCAACACCAAAAAGAGAGAGAAUGAAGGUGAACUAGUAAUGCAUAUCUUGCCACCUGGAGUUCGUUUCACCAGAAGUAAUGCCAAGAAACUGAAAGAGGAAAUCAAAAAUAUGGGCAUUUAUGAUCAAAAUUAA
This is a messenger RNA of Heterostelium album PN500, 2142 nucleotides long. RefSeq lists its product as uncharacterized. The record is from RefSeq and is a predicted model, not a curated record. Gene Ontology annotation, biological process: apoptotic DNA fragmentation. The transcript is spliced from 9 exons. Lineage: Eukaryota; Evosea; Eumycetozoa; Acytosteliales; Acytosteliaceae. The coding region runs from base 1 to 2142 and encodes 713 amino acids. Gene Ontology annotation, molecular function: deoxyribonuclease II activity.